Molecule: messenger RNA, 1899 nt
Organism: Humulus lupulus (European hop)
Lineage: Eukaryota; Viridiplantae; Streptophyta; Magnoliopsida; Rosales; Cannabaceae
Product: RNA-dependent RNA polymerase 1-like
Exons: 2
Coding region: 137-1594 (485 amino acids)
Biological process (GO): siRNA processing
Cellular component (GO): nuclear RNA-directed RNA polymerase complex
Molecular function (GO): RNA-directed RNA polymerase activity
Source: RefSeq, a predicted model, not a curated record
ACUGUCCGUAUGAAUAUAAAUACCGGGCACAAUGGAUGAUCUUAGCUUGAUCAUAUAGCCGUCCAGAAGCAUAAGAAGUGAGUAAGAGCACUAAUUAAUCCACAUCAAUCACUUUAUUUCAGGUGCGAGAGAAUUAAUGGGAUCAAAGACUACGAUUCAUUUGUAUGGAUUUUCUUGUUUUGAGAUCAAUGAUGAAGCAGUGAAGAAGUUUUUGGAGCAAUAUAGUGGAGAAGGAACUGUGUGUGGUGUUGAGGUCGGUCAGUCAAGGGCACAAGCAAAUGUUCACUUCACAGACUUUGCAAGUGCUGAAAUUAUAUUGUCCAUGGCCAAUGAUCAAGAAUUAUGGCACGGUGAUUCGUGUGUUAAAGCUUGGGAGCUGGGCAUGGAAAAUGUUUCUAAGCCGAAGGCUAUGCCGUGGAGCAUGGAUCAGAACAUAACAUUGUACUUCGGAUGUCAGGUUUCAAAGAAAAUGUUCUCUGUUCUCUGGAAAACAAAGAAUGUGGGCAUGAAACUCAGAACACAACUGCGAAAGCCGUGCCUCUACUUCUAUUUUUCUUAUUCUUCUGCUGAGUAUAAGCUUGAGCUCUCUCAUAAAAGUAUAUGGCAAAUUGAGUUGCACCGCCCAUUGGGACAAACCACAAUGUUUCUUGUCCUUCAGUUACUUGGUGCCCCUCGAAUUUAUAAGCAAGAUGAGUCUGUUGUAAACUACUUUAAGGAUAGCUUUGAUGGCGGCUGGAUCAGGGAUGUUGAUUUCACCCCAUCAUGCUGCAUUGGGCAAUCAUCUGCCAUAUGCUUGGAAAUUCCAACCACUGCUCAUCUUCCGAAUUUGCGCAACAACUUUGUUCACUAUAAAGAAGAUGGAGGUCAAUUUCUUUUGCAGAAAGGUUCUCCUUUCUCCUCCAACUGUGAUCUUGUUCCCAUGGUUCUUCCACCUCAAAAAAUUAACUUGCCAUACAAGAUUUUGUUCAAGAUAAACUCCUUAGUUCAACAAGGAUAUCUCCCUGGAGAGGCACUCAAACUCAAGUUUUUUCAAUUAGUCGAUCCAAAUAGAAUAGAUAUUGAAUACAUAGAGUCUGCGCUUAACAAACUCUUUCAACGGAAAGAAUGCUGCUACGAGCCACAUAAAUGGCUUACUAAACAAUAUAAGAAGUACAAAAAAAGCGGAAGGACUCCUAAAUUGCAUUUAGAUAAAGGAGUCGUGUACAUGCACCAGGUUCAAAUAACACCCACAAAAGUUUAUUUCACUGGCCCUAAGCCUGAGGGAAAACUCUCCAAUAGCGUGUUGUCUAACUAUCCUAAUGAUAUCGAAAACUUUCUUCGUGUCUCUUUUGUCGAUGAAGACUGGGAUAAGAUGCGCAUAAACGAUUUGUGGACAAGUCCAAGUUCUGCAAAUGAAAAAAGGCAUACAACAGUUUAUGAUAGAAUACUUUUUGUUUUGAGAGAAGGAAUAUUUAUUGGUGACAAGAAGUUCGAUUUUCUUGGCUUCACUUCAUGUGAGCUGCAUAAUAUUUCAGCUUUGAUGUUUGCUUCGAGAGAAGGGCUUAGUGCAGAAGAUAUCAAGAAUUGGAUGCUUGGUGUGUUGUUGACAAACUAGUUCUUAUUAAAAUUGUUAAAAGCAAGCAUCAUCAGGUAUCUGAAUAUAUCAUCAGUAGGGAAGUUUGUGUUUCUCUCAUGUGGUUACAGUUACAAAGAGUUCCUCUGUUUCGUGUUAAGCAAAAUAAUUUAAAGUAUUGGGUUGUGAAUCUUAAGAAAAAUGAGUCUCAUACAUAACUAAUACAAUACAUGCAUCUUCACUUGUUGUAUUGUUUAAAAUUAUAAACAUGUUUGUAAGAGUUGCUAAAAUUGUAUGAAUAUAACUGCUGUAAGAAAUGUGCUUAUUUAAGAAAAAUUAUGCUAGGU